Messenger RNA from Vespa crabro (European hornet), 2207 nucleotides. It is a transcript of the gene Yeti, whose product is annotated as craniofacial development protein 1. The coding region runs from base 298 to 1182 and encodes 294 amino acids. The transcript is spliced from 3 exons. Lineage: Eukaryota; Metazoa; Arthropoda; Insecta; Hymenoptera; Vespidae. The record is from RefSeq and is a predicted model, not a curated record.
UACACGCUCGAACGUCGCUGAAGAUGCGUGCUAAAUGUGAUUGUUAAGAAUGUUGUACGUUUUAUGAUUCUUGAUUGUAUACGACUUUAACCUUUCUAAUUGCUUAUGAAAGCAAUAUUUUCUGCUUGUUCAAAACAAUUGUUUACAAUCUGUUUCGUAAUUAUGCAAAUUGGUAAUAGCUACGAUUGAAAUAAUAGUCAAUUUAUACAGUAAGGAACGUUCCCGAACAUUGAAUAUUAACAAGAUUUUUUUUUUUAUAAAAAUCAUUCUUUUUCAAAAGAUAUUCCAAGUAUAAAAAUGUCAAAAGAGCAUCAGUUACCUUCUGAUUCUGAUGAAGAUGAUGAGGAUUAUGUUCCUGAUGGAGCUGACAACGAACCUGUAUCAGAAGUAGAUUCUGAAGGUGAAGUAGAAAGUGGUCCGGAAGAUGAAAAUGAUGAGAAUAAACGAGAAACCGAUAAGAUAACAACCAAGAAGAGAGGUAGACGUUCUGUCAAAGAUAAAAGUACAAAACGUAAGAAAAAAACAAAAAGAAAAUUAAAAGGUGCAGAUGAUUCGAAAGAAGAAGAGGAACAAGAGGAAUCAGAAACAUCGGAAAAGAAAGAACUUACAGAAGAAGAAGAAAAGAAAAGAGCAGAUUCUUUAUGGGCAGAUUUUAUGAAGGAUACCGCGGUAACUCCAAAACCAAAAAUACAAACCCCAACGAAUGGUCCAAAAGAAAAAUCUUCUACUUUAAUAAAACCAAAAGUAGAAGAAAAAGUGAAGAUAACAAAAAUAUUUGAAUUUGCUGGUGAGGAAGUAAAGGUUGAAAAAGAAGUAUCAGUGGACUCUGCAGAAGCUAGAUUAUCCUUAACUUCUGCUGAAAAUUCUGUGAAGACAGAUGCCUCGACUUCUCCUGCCGGAAGAGGAAGAGGAGGAGGAAGAGGUAUUAAAAGGGGAGGGUUGGGAGGCAUUUCCUCUGUUUUAGGACAGAUUGGAAAGAAAGCAAAGAUUAGCACAUUGGAAAAGUCUAAGCUUGAUUGGGACAAUUACAAAAAGCAGGAAAAUUUAGAAGAAGAAAUUAUAACUCAUAAUAGAGGAAAGGAUGGUUAUUUAGAGAGACAAGAUUUUCUUCAAAGAGCAGAUUUACGGCAAUUCGAAAUUGAAAAACAAUUGCGUAACUCUAGUAGACGCAGUACACGAUAAGUCAAUGGUAUGAUGAGAUAAAGAAGAAGAAAAAGAAAAAAAAUAUAUAUAUAAGAAAAGAAAAAAAAGAAAAAAAAUUCCAAUUUUCUCAGCUUGCCAUUGUCGGGUACCAAUAAUACGCAUUUAGCUUAAACAAUUACUGGGACUAUCGUCGUAUUUCGUUUAAUGCAUAAGAAAAAUUUGCCUCGCUUGGCUUGCCAAUCAGCUAAAUCAGUUUUAUGGUAGCGAUUGACAACCAGAUUUUUUAAAAGAGACUGAUCAUUCCACUGUAUCGAGACUAAUUCUCUAUAUGUAUCGUGUAAUAGUUUAAUUUACUUUUUGCGAGCAUUUGUCUCGUCCAGUCGUAUCGUUACAAAACUUCGCAUCGAAGCAGGAUAUUUGAAGCUUGAUGCUUCUCUUACCGAUUAUAUUCAAGUGAUACAAGCUUCAAUUUCUUUUAUUCAAUACAAUACAAUAGUUUAACUAGAUAAUGUAAAUAAGAGUUGGCACUAUAGAAAAUAUCACAAAAUUACCGAAUAUUAGAAAGAAUGAUGCGUGCAUAUGGUAGAGUAUGAAUCGUAAUACUUAUAUAUACGAUAUUGAUUUAUUGAACUAUCACGAUCACUGCCUUUGGCGAGUCAUACGAAGAGUACGUUAUUUUAUUUAUAGAUAAUCAUUAUGUAUAUAUAUAUAUAUACAUAUAUAUAUAUAGAAUCACAAGAUAUGUUACGAAAUGCAGCAUAAUUACACUUACCGUAGUUAUUUUUAUGUUUUUAAAGAUCUGGAAAAACAUACACAGACUUUAAUUGAUUUUUAUUAAUGGGACAUAGGCAGUGGACGAUCUAAUAACUAAAUAAGUAGUGUAUAUAUAUGACAUGUUUACCAACAUGAAUUCCGAUUAAAACUUAAUUUCAAUUUUUCAUGUAACUCAGGUCACAGUUUCUUAAAUGUAUUAACUUUGCGAUAUAUUAUCGCAUCAUUAUACGUCAAAAUACUUUACGUUUGUGGACUUAUUAACCUUAUGCAAUAAAGAUAAAGAAGCAACA